UGCGCCUCGGUGGUUUCUGCGCGCGCGCCGCCGGAAGUGGCGUCAGCACGGGGCGCCGCCGGAUGUGACGUCAGUGCGUAGCGGCAGCGGCCUGAGGCGGGAGCGGCGGUUGGAGCGGCCCGAGGGGACGGCGCCAUGUCCUCCACGUCACAGAAGCACCGGGACUUCGUGGCGGAGCCGAUGGGGGAGAAGCCGGUGGGGACCUUGGCCGGGAUCGGGGACGUGCUGGGCAGGAAACUGGAGGAGAAAGGAUUCGACAAGGCCUACGUGGUGCUGGGGCAGUUCCUGGUGCUGCGCAAGGACGAGGAGCUGUUCCGGGAGUGGCUCAAGGAGACGUGCGGGGCCAACGCCAAACAGAGCCGCGACUGCUCGGGCUGCCUGCGCGAGUGGUGCGACGCCUUCCUCUGAGCCCCCUCCCCAAAUCUGGGCACCCCAAAACCCCCCCUGCACCCCAAAACCCCCCCGAGCUCCUCCCUGCACCCCAAAACCCCUCCCUGUACCCCAAAACCCCCCCCGAGCUCCUCCCUGCACCCCAAAACCCCUCCCUGUACCCCAAAAUCCCUCUCUGCACCUCAAAAUCCCUCCUGGAGUCCCCAAAACAUCGAAGUCCUGGCGAGUUCCAGCUGCUGGAUGCACCUGGGAGGGGAUGGGGGCUCCCCAAAAUCAUCCUGGGGAACCCAAAAUCACCCUGGGGACCCCAAAACCACCCUGGGGAACCCAAAACCACCCUGGGGACCCCAAAACCACCCCUGGGGAACCCAAAACCACCCCUGGGGAACCCAAAAUCCCCGUGGGGACUCCAAAACCACCCUGGGGACCCCAAAACCCUCCUGACCCUUACCAUGUGCCCCCUCCCCAACCCCCUCACACCUGUGGGACCCCCAAACCGGUGCUGCCACCCCCCCAAAAUUCAUCCCCGGGCGGGGGUCCCAGGGUGCCACCCCUCCCCCAUCACCCCAAAACCACCUUGGGGGGGCUGAGGGGGUCCCCACCUUCCCCUCCCCCCAGCACAGGCUGGGGUUUUGGGGUGCCGCCCUCACGGAGGGGCUCGUGUUCAUUUGGGGCGCCCCUCCCCCCGCCAUUAGUGUUACUUUGGGGUGCCCCCGCCCCUCCCCCACCGGGGGUCUCUGUUAUUUCAGGGGUGCCCCCCCAAGUUUGUUUUUAAAACGAUUUUCUAAACAAUAAAGGUUUUGCUGUGCUGCA
Molecule: messenger RNA, 1203 nt
Organism: Poecile atricapillus (Black-capped chickadee)
Lineage: Eukaryota; Metazoa; Chordata; Aves; Passeriformes; Paridae
Product: barrier-to-autointegration factor
Exons: 3
Coding region: 136-408 (90 amino acids)
Molecular function (GO): DNA binding
Source: RefSeq, a predicted model, not a curated record